GCUUUUGUUGUUGUUGUCUGCUGCUUUUAUUGCAGUUCUGAUUUCUCUUUCCUCUCACCUGCCUUACCCCCUUUCACUUUAUUCCCUCAGCAAAUACAUGCACCCUGUGACACUUCAGUGAAAGUAAUACAUGUUUUUGUUAAGAACAGAUUGGUUGUUUUCUUUUGAUUUGUUUCAUGAUUUAAGCUCUCAGUAACCAUAUAAACAGGUAAUUUUGAUGCCUACUUCUUUUGUAGCAUUGAAAUGACCCACAGAAAAUAGCUCUCAGUUUGAAGCGAGCUAUUUCCUCCUCCUGGCAAGACAGAGCCCUCACUGAGCCUAAUCUCCACCUUCAAACUCUGCAGAUAUGUGGUUCAACAUUUAUAAUCACUUAUAUGAGUCACCCCUUUCUUUUUUACUCCUCCCUCUUGUCAUUAGCCAAGAAAUGAGUUCAUUAGUUACAUCAUUUUUGCAAGCAUUCUGGCUCUCAGAUCACCUGUGCUUGCUGAGGAAGCUUUUUAUAAGGCAGGAUGCUGUCUUGGGCUGGAUACUCUGUUGCUUUCUGUUUUCCUAUUUUUCUUGAAGGUGGGUGGCCCUGACAGGUAAUAAAGCAUAAACCCUUCUGUUCUCUCAGACCCUCACUGGAGGUAGUGCAAAUGCUUCUGUCAUGUGCAGAUAAAGUUUCACUGGAACCCUCUCAGGGGGUUCCUGUCAGGGGUGUGCUGUAUAUAAAAAGCGGGAAAGAGGGCAGAGGAUUGCACUCUGUAUGUACCUGGAGAUGUCAGUUCUGAAUAUGGGGGGAUACCCAGAGUAGCACCUGUCUUCUAUUCCAGACAAAACUUCCUAGGGUUAAAGCAGAAAAGGCUGCAGUGACUCCUUGUUUUUUAUGGAAGUUGCCAGUGCUAGAAGAGGAGAGAGCUGGGGUUUGGAAUGUGAUGGAGGGGUGACUAUGACUCCCUUUAAGACACCUGAUUUAGCCUGAAAGAUGCUUAACAGGGGGUGUUGGGGAAGGCCAUUUUCAGCACCAGUAACACCACGAUCAUGUAGGCAAGGCCUCCAAGGCACUGCCAGCCAGCCAGCACAAUGCAGGCCUGGGUAGAAGCUAUGGCUGUAUCUUGUUUUUUGACUGGUGGCAGAUUGUGUUACUGUGCUCUGAAAUAGAGCUGGUAAAGCAAUCCAUGCAGUGUAAGCAAACAGUUGAAUGUGUGGAUACUUAGGUGGGGGCAAUGGGCAGAAAAAAGCCAUAGGGAAGCAGAAAAGCUAUCCUUUGGAAGACAAGUGUUCAGCUGCAGCUAAUGGAGCAGCAGUGUGGGAGGUAGCAGUUGUUGACCCCAGGUGGGAUCAAUUGUGGUAAUGUGAGGAGUUAUUUCACACUGCCAGGGUGGCUGUGGAGUUGUUUAGUCAUUUAGGUAGAUUUGUAGGUCUUAGUGUUCUUUUUCAGCAACACUUGAAAUAUUUUUUCAAGCUUCUUUUCGGGGGAAUUACUGCUAUUUUUUUUUUCUUUUUUUUUCUUUCCUGCUUUACUAUUGCAGUUCCUCCUUGCUCUAUUUACUUGCAGGCCACCAAUUUAGAUAUCUAGAAGUGCUUACAGCUGUUUUCUCCAGGAGCUUGAUAUCCUUAAAAUGAUUGAUGCAAGUAGUAACAGAGUUAAAAACUGAACAAGAUCCAAACUGCUCUGAAACUGAUGCAGAAGGGGUGAGUCCUGCCCCUGUAGAAUCUCAAACUCCAAUGGAUGCAGACAAGCAGGCCAUUUACAGGCACCCACUAUUUCCCUUGUUAGCACUGUUAUUUGAAAAAUGUGAACAAUCUACACAAGGAUCGGAAGGCACGACUUCUGCAAGUUUUGAUGUAGAUAUUGAAAAUUUUGUAAGGAAGCAGGAAAAAGAAGGAAAACCCUUUUUCUGUGAAGAUCCAGAAACUGAUAAUCUGAUGGUAAAAGCAAUCCAAGUUCUUCGUAUUCAUCUGCUUGAGCUAGAAAAGGUUAAUGAGCUUUGCAAGGACUUCUGUAGUCGCUACAUUGCCUGCCUGAAGACGAAAAUGAACAGUGAAACUCUAUUAAGUGGAGAACCUGGAAGUCCUUAUUCACCCGUGCAAUCUCAGCAAAUGCCAAGUGCCAUUGCAGGCACGCUCAGUCCCCAAGGGAUUAUGGUGCCAGCAUCAGCAUUGCAGCAGGGAAAUGUAACUAUGGCAACAGUAGCAGGAGGGACAGUGUAUCAGCCUGUUACUGUGGUCACUCCACAAGGCCAAGUGGUGACGCAAGCAUUGUCACCUGGGACUAUUCGAAUCCAGAAUUCUCAGCUUCAGUUGCAAUUAAACCAAGAUCUAGGCAUCUUGCAUCAAGAUGAUGGCUCAUCAAAAAAUAAAAGAGGAGUUCUUCCCAAGCACGCUACAAAUGUGAUGAGAUCUUGGCUAUUUCAGCACAUAGGGCAUCCAUAUCCAACAGAGGAUGAGAAGAAACAGAUUGCAGCACAAACAAAUCUUACACUACUCCAGGUUAACAAUUGGUUUAUCAAUGCUAGAAGACGAAUUCUUCAGCCAAUGCUGGAUUCCAGUUGUUCUGAAACUCCAAAAACAAAGAAGAAAACAGCUCAGAACAGACCAGUUCAGAGGUUCUGGCCUGACUCCAUUGCAUCAGGAGUUGCUCAGCAGCAAUCUAAUGAGCUCACGAUGUCAGAUGGUGCUGUUGUAACAAUUACAGCUCCGGUAAACAUGAAUGUAGACAGUCUCCAGUCCUUGUCAUCUGAUGGUGCUACAUUGGCUGUUCAGCAAGUUAUGAUGGCGGGGCAAAGUGAGGAUGAGUCUGUAGACAGCGGUGAAGACGAUGGAGGAGAUCUCUCAACGACAAAUAUCAGUGGGCUGGUUUUGGAUAACAGCGAUUCUCUGCAGUAGGAAGCAUGAGAGUGUGACACAAUGUUUAGGAAAAAAGAAUGGACUGACUGACUGUUUUUAUAGUUUGCACAGCAAACAUUUUACACAAGUUUUAUUUCUAAUAUGUUUUAUAUGUAGAUAUAGAAGGGUGCACUUUUUUGUAUUUCAUAGUAAGCUUAAAGAGUGUUUUUGCAGGUGCAGCAACUUCUUUCAAAUGUGUUUUUUUUUUCAUUUCAUUUUUCUUAUUUCAGAAAAUUUUAUCUAGUAAUAUAAAGAACCACGUAAGCACCCCUUUAUUCUCUGAAUUGGAAGUGCUGCCAUUUCUAAAGAAUUAUGCAGUUUCAAUUAGUGCUGUUAUUUAACACAGCUCUUGAUGGGCAGGUGAUGUAAAUUUAAGGCAUGUGAGGAACUUGAUCGUUAAGUUUGCGUAUAUUUGAAAGAUGCUUCUGCACCUUAAAAACUGCUAGUCUGAGGUGGACAGCAACACACACAAAGAAAAAGGUGAUGUGUGAUUCAGUAGCGAAUGUAUGGCAACUUCAAUAAGUUUAGUUUCUCUCAUAGUCCAUGAGCCUGUUUAUCAUUUGCUAUAAGAACUCCUAUUUUUACCUUACCGGGAUUAUUGGAUAAAAAAAUAUUUUUAUAAAUUCAUGAGGAAUUGGGAUGACAACUGUAUUAUGCAGGAGUUUAAAAAAAAAAAAAAAAAAAUUUCCAGAGGGGAAAAAUAAAUGUUUAGUAUUCCUAUUUGGAAGGUCUGAAAACUGACCGAAUUUAAUAAACAAGCCUACGCUAGCACUCUAUGAUUCUCAGCUAUCCUACAGUGAUAGAGUAAACGUAUAUUUGAUAAUAGCAUAAGAAGGGCCCACUGUUUGAUGGGGUUUUGAUAUUGUCAAAUGUUGAUUUAUAUUAUGUGUAAUAUUCAAAUUGCAUUAACUCUGCAUCUAGACUUGCAUCUAAAGGUAUUUGCUAAAUGACUAUUCAGGUAAGUAAAUUCAAAUACCCACAACAUUUCCAUUUACUGAAGAAAUUUAAGAGUUUAUAGUUUGUAGAUCCGAUUCUGAAAAGUUAAAAGUUGUGUAUUGUAUCAUUAUGAAUUUUGCUAUCACUCCAUUGCAUUGAAAAUAUUUUUCCCCACUACAAAACAAAAUAAUUUAUGGGUUUAUAUAAAACUUCCUCAAAUCUGAAGGUCACCACCGGAGUACACAGCAGGCUUUAUUAGAGUAGAAGAUCCUUGUAUGUCAUUUAAAAACGAAGAACUAGCAAUGAAAAA
Molecule: messenger RNA, 4114 nt
Organism: Phasianus colchicus (ring-necked pheasant)
Lineage: Eukaryota; Metazoa; Chordata; Aves; Galliformes; Phasianidae
Source: RefSeq, a predicted model, not a curated record